AUGGAUAUGGACAUGGGCGACCACGGCGAUAUGGAUAUGGGCAAGUGCAAUAUGAACAUGCUUUUCACCUGGUCGACCAAGGACCUCUGUAUCGUCUUCUCUCAGUGGCAUAUUACCGGUCCUCUCUCCCUGCUUGUGUCGUUGGUGGCCAUCGUGCUGUUGACCGCGGGCUACGAGGGUGUGCGCAAUGUGACGAGGCAGUACGAGGCCACUCAUACGCAGCGCCUGAGGGCGUUUUCGGCUGGAUCCGCUACGACAGACGCGGAGACCGGCGAUCAACUGCCUGCCACAGCAAGUUUUACCGCGGGUCCCAACCAGACCAUCCUCGAUGCAAGCUCACCGCUGCUUGUAGGCCGAGACAAUCAAAAGGCGGUGGAGCAGAAGGGGAAGAUUGUGAUGGCGGCGCUGUAUGCCGUCCAGGUCUUCUAUAGUUUCUUCAUCAUGCUGCUUUUCAUGACGUAUAAUGGCCUUGUCAUGCUUGCUGUUGCGGUUGGUGCGUUUGUCGGGUACUUGGCUUUCGGCGAGGGCAUGACGGCGACCAAGACAGUGGCUUGUCAUUGA
Messenger RNA from Penicilliopsis zonata CBS 506.65, 561 nucleotides. RefSeq lists its product as hypothetical. Gene Ontology annotation, biological process: copper ion transmembrane transport. Gene Ontology annotation, molecular function: copper ion transmembrane transporter activity. Bases 1 to 561 code for a protein of 186 amino acids. The record is from RefSeq and is a predicted model, not a curated record. Lineage: Eukaryota; Fungi; Ascomycota; Eurotiomycetes; Eurotiales; Aspergillaceae. The transcript is spliced from 4 exons. Gene Ontology annotation, cellular component: membrane.